Molecule: messenger RNA, 1245 nt
Organism: Vigna unguiculata (cowpea)
Lineage: Eukaryota; Viridiplantae; Streptophyta; Magnoliopsida; Fabales; Fabaceae
Source: RefSeq, a predicted model, not a curated record
AUGAAGGAGAAAAACAAGACAGUUGCCAAGCCUGAUGACAGAAGUUUUUCUCCUAUGAAUGAAAUACCAAACCUUCCCAAAAGCCGAACUCCUUGGUCUACUUCUCAGGCUUCCGCUUUUCGUAAUUUUGGGUCCACUCCAACUUCCGGUUUAACUCCAUCCAGUCCUCGCUUUUAUUCCCCACGGUUCGGAAGUCAGAUGUGGAAUAGGCCAGUUCAAUAUGGUUCUCUCCAUCAAAGUAGUUCGUUCUCCAAUUACCCUAUGAUGGCAGCAAGGGUUGGUCAGAGUUCUCUAUCAGCUUCUGCUGAAAACAACAUGCGUUUCAGGAACCAUUCUUACAAGAUCUCACAACCAACAAGUAACGUAGCUCCCAAAGCCAAAGAAAAUGAAAGAAGGCCUUCAAUCCAAGGAACCAACAUGAAAGGAUCAACAAGGAGUGUGACUAUUGAAAGCAAGGAAACAACUGUUACAUGCAAUGAUAAUAAGAAUAACGGUGGAUCAACAAAGCUGCUGGAUAUUUCUUCAACUAAGCAACAACACUCCAGGACGAUGCCUGGAACUGGUAACUUUGAAGCAAAUCCAAGUGAUCUGAAUCAGAACUUGCGUAUAAAAGCAUCUUCCGCUAAACCUCGACUUGAAGAGGAAAGCGAUGAUACAAAAGAACAAAGAAAAAGGAAGGUGAUGAAUAAAUCAUGUAAGAGACCAAAGGUGAAGAUGAUGAAGUUGAAGGAUAUCUUUUCAGCUAAGCAAGAACAAUCCAGUGUGACAACCAGAAAUGGGGGAGGUGGAAACAAUGUGACUAGUAUUGGAAAUUGUAAUUCUGUUCAACACAAAGCAAAUAUUGGGUCGAAUCAUUUUGAAGCAAAUCCAACUGAGAGGAACAGGAACUUGAGUGCAAAACUAUCUGCCACUAAUCCUAAACUUGCAAAUGAGGAAAGUGAUGAUGCAAAAGAACAAAGAAGAAAGCAAUCAGAGGAGGAAUCAGCUAAGCGAUCAAGGAUGAAGAUGAAGAUGGAAUGUGAAAGGCUACAUGCUUCCAUUAAAAAUCUAUAUGCCAAAAAUGCUGCACUCAGAAAAGAGCUUCAUGACCGUAUGGAUGAGUGUGAUAAGAUGAUAGAAGAUAACGAUUCCUUACUGGAUGAACUCAAUGAGAUGUUUGGUAAAGAAAAAGUAAUGGAAGGUUUGAAUAUGAAGUCUGCUGAAUCAGAUGCUGAUGAUGAUGAUCAAAACUCUAAUGACAGAUGA